AUGCCAACACAUGGAGAUGCUUCCGUCAGUGCCAUUGAGGAGAGUGAUCAGGGAGAACUGAUUCUUAAGGUUGAAGAGAUUCAAACCCCUAUCGCCAGGAUAGGGGCACAGCUGCUAAAAAGUUGUCUAGUCCCGAAGGAGCUAGUCAAUGAUGAGAAUGAUAAAGGGUUGAGGAAUUUUAUACAACAAAUGCUGGAUCAAGGCGAGUUACAAAUCAAUCGUCGUGUCAAGAACAAGGGAGAGGAAGAGAUAGCCGUCAUGGUGGACAUCCUUUAUGAUGAGGUUAAGGUGGACAUCCUUUAUGAUGAGGUUAAUGUGGACAUCCCUUAUGAUGAGGUUAAUGUGGAAAUCCCUAUAAGCCCAUUGGUGAUAGAGUGUCCAGCACCGUUUGCGUAUAAAGAUGAGAAGGCGGUAUCAUGGAUAUAUCAGCCCAGAGCUUUUAAGCAAGGGCAGGAAGACCGACCCGUGGUAAUCAAUGAACCAAAUGUCACCUUAAUUGUGGGGCUAGAUGGAAUGACGCGUAGUGGCCGAGUGUUCGCACCAAGGGUUGUUGAUGCUUCUACAAAAGCCAAAGGGAAAGAAAUUGCUACUCCUGUCCAAAUUCCUGUCCCCAAUCAAGAAAUGCAAGACUUGCACCUAUCUCCUAAAGCCGCAGUCACUCGCGAGGAGGCCGAGGAAUUUCUAAGGAUAAUCAAGAAAAGUGAUUAUAAAGUGGUGGACCAACUGAAUCAAACACCUUCAAAAAUCUCCAUGUUAUCUCUGUUGCUAAACUCAGAAGCACACAGGAAUUCGUUAUUGAAAGUGUUAAGCGCAACACAUAUCACGAAAGACAUAACGAUAGAACAGUUUGAUGAUGUGAUAGCGUGCGUAACCACUGGAAAUUUUUUGGGGUUUAACGAUGAUGAACUGCCAGUUGAGGGAAAGAACCAUAACAAGGCCCUACAUAUCUCCUUGAAAUGCAUAGACACUAUACUAUCAAGGGUAUUAGUAGACACAGGCGCUGUCACCUCCACUUUACACCAAAAGCUAAAAUUCAUUACAAAUGACAAGAUGAUUGUGAUUGGCGGGGAGGAGGAUAUCUUGGUUAGCCACUUAACAUCUUUCCAAUAUAUCGAGGUGGAUGGCGAGAUAACCGAGACACCAUUCCAGUAUUUGGAAGUGGUAAAUAUGAUGGUUGUCCAACAGACAUUGGAGACUCCGAAGUCAGGACCAUCCAUGGCCUCGUGGCAAGGAGCUAAGGCUGUGAUGGAAAGGGAAAAUGCUCAAGACUGGGGCAAAGUGGUGGAAGUGAACCAGAAGCGAGACAAGUUUGGGUUAGGGUAUGACCCAUCGUCAAUUGAAGUCGGUAACCAACACGAUAAAGAGCAGAUUCCUCCUAUAGAAGAAACGUUCACCAACGCUGGCCACAUUUUUGGCAACCAGGUGGCAAUGAUUAAUGUUUAA
Molecule: messenger RNA, 1443 nt
Organism: Lathyrus oleraceus (garden pea)
Lineage: Eukaryota; Viridiplantae; Streptophyta; Magnoliopsida; Fabales; Fabaceae
Exons: 2
Coding region: 1-1443 (480 amino acids)
Source: RefSeq, a predicted model, not a curated record